AUGGAUAUACCCACCACGGGCGCCGACUCGAAGAAAACCGUCUCAGUCCAUGUGGAGAUAAAACUAUUCAACUGGGUAACAGAGGUGACGGUCAUGCCAAACGCACCCUUCGCCGCCGACAGUACCAUGGCAUCCAUCACAGAGUUCACCAAAGCGGCGACGACCUUAUCGUCGUCGUCGUCGUCCAAGAGGAACCAGCUGCUCCUCGCCGCGCUGGGCCUCGGCGCCCUGCUCCUCGUCGUCCGCUUCGUCUUGCGCCAGCUCGAGAUCCGCGCCUUCAAGAAGGCGCACGGCUGUCUGCCGCCGCCGCGCGAGCCCCAGCCCGAGCACAUCCUGGGCUUGUCGGCGUGGAAGCGGCUCAGGCGCGAGCGCCGCGACCGCGUCACCCUCAAGGAGACCACGCGACGCGCCAAGGAGCUCGGGUACACCAGCUCGCUCGUCAUGGCCGGAAACCACUUCACGGUCACUUGCGAUCCCGUGAACCUGAAGGCCAUGCUCGCGACUAAUUUUAACGACUUCGGGCUCGGUCCGCGUGAGGUUCCCCUCGGCCCCGUGCUCUCUGGUGGCAUUUUCAUUUCGGAUGGCGAGUCUUGGCAGCACUCCAGAGCUCUGAUCCGUCCCGCUUUCACCAGGGCCCAAGUCGCCGACCUAGACAGCCUGGAGGAACACACGCAAGAUCUCCUCGCGCGCAUCCCCAAAGCCGACGGCGUCACCUUCGACCUGAAGCCGCUAUUCUACAACAUGACCCUCGACAGCGCGACGGACUUCCUCCUGGGCACAUCGGUGCGCAGCCAGACCAGCGCCCCGGGGUCCCCGGCGCGCAAGUUCCUCGACGCCUUCGACUACGCCGAGGAGGUGCUGCAGAAGCGCAGCGAGCUCGGCAAGCACGCCUGGCUCGUCCGCGACAAGAAGUUCGACGAGGCCUGCAAGACCGUCAAGGACUUCACCAACGGCUUCAUCCAGGAGGCGCUGCGCGGCCAGACCAAGGGCACCCGGUACAAUCUCCUAGCUGAGAUCGCGGGGGCUUGCCGGGACCAGGAUAAGAUCCGCAGCGAGCUUCUCGGCGUUCUGUUGGCUGCGCGUGAUUCUACGGCGAGUGUGCUGAGCAGCGCGUUCUGGGAGAUGGCGCGGAACCAGGAUAUUUGGAAUAAGCUAAUGGUCGAGGUUGAAUCGCUGGAGGGCCGUAUGCCUGACUACGAGUCCCUGAAGGAGAUGAAGUACCUGAGAGCUGUUCUGAAUGAGACCCUCCGACUAUGGCCCCCUCUACCUAGAAACGUACGUUUCGCACGCAAGGACACCGUUCUCCCUCGUGGCGGCGGACCCGACAAGACGGCUCCUGUCUUCGUCGCCAAGGGUUCCCCCGUCUUCUACUGCGUCUGGGCUAUGCAUCGCUUGCCCGAAUUCUGGGGCCCCGACGCCGAAGUAUUCCGCCCCGAGAGAUGGCUAGACGAGAAGAUCAAGCCCGGCUGGGCGUAUCUGCCAUUCAACGGGGGACCGAGAUUGUGUCUGGGACAGCAGAACGCCUUGAUCGAGGGAAGCUACAACAUCGUCCGACUGAUGCAGGAGUUCAAGCGCAUCGAGCCGAGGGAUAACCACCCGUGGACGGAGCAUCUGAGCAUUGGCAUGAGCAACGAGCACGGGUGCAAGGUCGCUUUCUGGAGAAACAAGUAA
Annulohypoxylon truncatum is the source of this 1671-nucleotide messenger RNA. RefSeq names its product putative N-alkane-inducible cytochrome P450. Gene Ontology annotation, molecular function: iron ion binding; heme binding; oxidoreductase activity, acting on paired donors, with incorporation or reduction of molecular oxygen, reduced flavin or flavoprotein as one donor, and incorporation of one atom of oxygen. The transcript has 4 exons. NCBI's taxonomy places the organism in Eukaryota, Fungi, Ascomycota, Sordariomycetes, Xylariales, Hypoxylaceae. The record is from RefSeq and is a predicted model, not a curated record. The coding region runs from base 1 to 1671 and encodes 556 amino acids.